Messenger RNA from Podarcis raffonei (Aeolian wall lizard), 2747 nucleotides. RefSeq names its product tubulin gamma complex associated protein 4 (gene TUBGCP4). Gene Ontology annotation, molecular function: gamma-tubulin binding; microtubule minus-end binding. Gene Ontology annotation, biological process: spindle assembly; microtubule nucleation; mitotic cell cycle. The record is from RefSeq and is a predicted model, not a curated record. Lineage: Eukaryota; Metazoa; Chordata; Lepidosauria; Squamata; Lacertidae. The coding region runs from base 49 to 2157 and encodes 702 amino acids. Gene Ontology annotation, cellular component: spindle pole; equatorial microtubule organizing center; gamma-tubulin complex. The transcript is spliced from 18 exons.
CGUCGGGCCUUGCGGGGCGCCGUCGUUCGCUCUUCGCCGGCCGCCGCGAUGAUCCACGAGCUGCUGUUGGCGCUGCGCGGCUACACCGGAGGCCUCUUCGUCGCCGUUGGAGGCGGCGGCAGCGUCUGCCUGCAGGUGCCUCAGGAGCCGGUGCUGCCGCCCUUCCUUCACCCGAGCGAGGCCGCCCUCCUGGCCCGCGUCUGCCGCCUCGGCGCCUUCUACAUUCGCUUCAGCGACUUCGUCGAGCAGUUCGCAGCCGAGCACGUCCAACCGCCGCCCUCGCAAGGAGGCCCCUCGCAGGGCGGGCAGCAGCAGCAGCCUCCCCCCGGCGCCCCGUCAGCCCCUUCAGCAGCAGCAGCCCUGCCCGUGCAGCCGCAGGAUCUGCACCCCUCCCAGCAAGGGAUUUAUCUGCGGGCUUUCUGCACUGGGCUUGAUGCCGUGCUGCGUCCAUAUCGGCAGGCCCUGCUUGACUUGGAGCAGGAGUUCCUGGCCGAUCCUCACCUUACCAUCUCACAUGUCAAUUAUUCGCUGGAUCAAUUCCAGCUCCUUUUCCCCUCACUGAUGACUGUGGUGGAGCAAAUAAAGACCCAGAAGAUUCAUGGCUGUCAAAUCCUGGAGGUGGUUCACAGACACAGCCGAGGUGGCCUGCCGCCCGUGCGCCGUGCUUUGGAAAAGGUCUUGGCCAUGUGCCAUGCUGCCAUGUACAAGCAGCUCUCUGCCUGGAUGCUGCAUGGGCUGCUCCUGGACCAACAUGAGGAGUUCUUCAUCAAGCAAGGCCCUUCCUCGGGGUCUGUCCCUGCUCAGCCAGAAGAGGAGGAGGAGGACCUGGGGAUCGGAGGGCUGACGGGGAAACAGCUGCGAGAGCUGCAGGACAUGCGGCUGAUUGAAGAGGAGAACAUGUUGGCACCAUCCCCAAAGCAGUUCUCUCUGCGGAUUGAAAUGCUGCCAUCCUACAUCCCUGUGCGAGUUGCUGAGAAGAUCCUUUUUGUGGGAGAGUCUGUCCAGAUGUUUGAGAGUCAAAAUGUGAGCCUUACCAAAAAAGGCUCCAUCCUGAAGAACCAGGAGGACACCUUUGCAGCUGAGCUGCAUCGCCUCAAACAGCAGCCUCUCUUCAACCUGGUGGACUUUGAGACAGUGGUGGACUGGAUACGGAGCACUGUGGCGGAGCACUUGUGGAAGCUCAUGGUGGAAGAAUCAGAUUUAAUAGGACAACUGAAGAUUAUUAAAGAUUUUUAUCUCUUGGGGAGAGGAGAACUGUUUCAGGCCUUCAUUGACACUGCACAGCAGAUGCUGAAGACACCUCCCACUGCAGUGACAGAACAUGAUGUGAAUGUGGCCUUCCAGCAAUCUGCCCACAAAGUGCUGCUUGAUGAUGACAACCUGCUUCCUCUUCUUCACCUGACCAUCCACUAUUAUGGAAAGGAGCACCGAGAUGCCGCUCAAGCUCGAGAUACGCCUUCUCGGGAACUGUCUCCCCAUGAAUCCCCCGCAUCAGGCUGGGCUGCUCUGGGGCUCUCCUACAGAGUGCAGUGGCCCCUGCAUAUCCUCUUUACUCCUGCCGUCCUGGAAAAGUACAAUGUGGUCUUCAAGUACCUGCUAAGUGUGCGUCGAGUCCAGGCUGAGCUGCAGCACUGCUGGGCUCUACAGAUGUGGUGCAAGCGCCUGGAAUCCAACAGGACAGAUGCCAUCAAGUGGCAACUGCGCCAUCACAUGACUUUCCUUGUAGACAAUCUGCAGUACUACCUGCAGGUGGAUGUUCUGGAGUCUCAGUUCUCCCAACUUCUGCAGCAGAUCAACUCCACCCGUGACUUUGAGAGCAUUCGACUGGCACAUGAUCACUUCUUGAGCAAUCUCCUAGCACAGUCCUUCAUUCUGCUGAAACCAGCUUUCCACUGUCUGAAUGAAAUACUGGAUCUAUGCCACAGCUUCUGCUCACUUGUCAGCCAGAACCGGGGACCAUUGGAUGAGCGGGGGACGGCCCAGCUGAGCAUCCUGGCCAAGGGCUUCAGCUGUCAGUCUUCACUCCUUUUCAAGAUCCUUUCCAGUGUUCACAAUCACCAGAUCAAUUCAGACUUGGCUCAGUUGCUGUUACGUCUUGACUACAACAAAUACUAUACCCAGGCUGGAGGCACCUUGGGCAGUGUGGGAUUAGAAUAGACCACCAGUCUCACAAUGAAGGCCGUUGCCACCUUUUCUGGGAAGCAAACCUGCUCUGGUCAGGAUACAUGUUCUGACUUCUGGAGGGGAAGGUGCUGAGAGAUAUUGGGGCCUCAUCCUGGCACUCAGAAAGGACUCCGUCAGUGUGUGCUUCAUUAUAUGUGUCUCUAGUGCUGCUCUCCUUAUGCUGCAUGUUUUUCCGGAAGUGAAAGUGCUGCUUAGCAUUGACUUUGAAUUUUUUCAAAUGCUGCUGUCACUUGUCAGCGAAUUUGGCUCUUUCUACUGCUAGCACUGCAAGUAAGGCUGUGAGCAAAGGAGGUUCUCUCAUUGCCCUCGUCAUCCAGAAGCCACAUUGUGCAAAUCAGGGCGAGCGUUGACCUGCUCUUAAUGGAAAAGUGCGAUUAACUGCAGGAAAGUUGCUUUUUUGAAAAUGUAAUUUCGUGUCUCUAAAUACGGAAGCAGGGAGAAGAUACUGUAUAUUUCCAUUCUGGGCUGAGUCUGCCAAUGAAAGUGUUCUUUCUACUUUUUGUGUGUGGGGUUUGGUGCAGCUUCUUUUCCUCUCACUCACACAUUGAGGGAGAGGAGAAUAA